AUGGCAUUCUCGGUUCCGUCCAAUCUCCCUGCUCAUCAUGCGGCUACUCUCACCGUCGUCUUGAUGACUGCCGCCGAUGCCAUUUUCAAUAUUCUCAAAUUCCCUCUACCACAAGAGAACCCCGGAACAAAAACCAAAGGUCCUCUAUUCAUCUGGGCCUCAGAAAUCACGGCAGCCCUCAGAGAAACCGGAUACGAAGACAUCACGCAUGGCUUCGAUACCAUCGGCGAUCUGAGCGGCGAAGGUUCAGCUAACACCAUGGCUAAAUAUACUGCGGAAAAUACCGAGCUUGUUUUGGUUGUGAUGCAGCAAAACCAGCGCUUCAAAAUGCCCCUGGCGGUGAUGAAUGCCGACGUCACGCUCCACCCGAGGGGUCUCCCCGAACCAAUUACCAUUCCAGCUCGUCUGGAUGAUCAUCAGAAUGCGUGGCAGGUGUUACAAUGGGCGGUUCAAAAUUGCGGUGCUAAAUUCCGUAUGCCGGCAGUUGAAGUUUUCGUGGGAACAGCAGAGGAGUCACUUGAAGAGCUGACGAAGUUGGAUGAUCACAAAAGAGGGUUUGGAAAGCUAGUUCUGCAACAUCCCCUUGCAUAG
Penicillium expansum is the source of this 591-nucleotide messenger RNA. RefSeq names its product Polyketide synthase, enoylreductase. The transcript has 2 exons. The record is from RefSeq and is a predicted model, not a curated record. Bases 1 to 591 code for a protein of 196 amino acids. Gene Ontology annotation, molecular function: oxidoreductase activity, acting on NAD(P)H. NCBI's taxonomy places the organism in Eukaryota, Fungi, Ascomycota, Eurotiomycetes, Eurotiales, Aspergillaceae.